This is a messenger RNA of Danio rerio (zebrafish), 2007 nucleotides long. NCBI's taxonomy places the organism in Eukaryota, Metazoa, Chordata, Actinopteri, Cypriniformes, Danionidae. The record is from RefSeq and is a predicted model, not a curated record.
UUAAUAAAUGAACUUACUUCUCAAAGGUGAUAAGGUAAAAAAUCAUAAUAAAGCUAAUUAAUAAGUUAUUAGGGUUAUUCACGUUUGAUUGGACAACAAACUAACAAAAGCGACUACUGGUGUACUUAUUCAAAAGCCUGAUUGAGUAACAGACCACAUCGCGUUCACUCAGCGAGAGGAAAAACGUGCAACUGGAAACAUACGACUAGAAUCAGACUGAGCCCAUUUGAUGGAGACGCGGGCGCGCGCACAGGCAGGCUAAUUCACUCGCAUCAGUUCCAGCCCGCAGACUCAAGCUGCACUGCACACAGCAACAACCCGCGGGAACCUGCUGCUGCAAACAAACUCUCGGACUGCACUUUAUCUAGACUGGAAAUUUGGUCAAUUAAAAGUUAGAUAGCUCUUUUAACGGUAUUAGUUGCAGAUAGAUAAAUAGGCUAGAUACAUAGACCUCGAGCACAUGGAUAAUCUCCUCUUUGGAGACUUUUCAUUUUUCUGAGGAAAAUUACAGACAUUCAUCCUUGUGCGGCAAGAAAGGAGUUAUUUUCUCUAUAUCACAUGGAAAACAAUGAAUCAGGCAGUGAUGCGCCGGUGUGCGCGGGCUGCGGCGCACUGAUCUCAGAUCGGUUCUACCUGCUCGCGGCUGAAAGGCGCUGGCACGAGCGCUGUUUAAAGUGCAGCGCAUGUCAAACUGACCUGGAGUCAGAGCUCACCUGCUUCAGCAAACACGGAGACAUUUACUGUAAGGAGGACUAUUACAGUAGGAGGUUUUCUUCGCAGAGAUGUGCGCGGUGCCACCUGGGAAUCUCUGCCACAGAGAUAGUGAUGCGCGCCAGGGAUCUGGUCUACCACCUGAGCUGCUUCUCUUGUGCCACCUGCCAUAAAGUGCUGCUCACCGGAGAUCACUACGGGAUGAAGGAGACGUCUGUGUACUGUCGAGCACACAUCCAGAGAGAAUGUCAUGCAGAUUUGUAUUAUUCAGACAUGUCUUCUAGAGAGACAAAUUCUGAGAGUCACACAUAUGAUGAAGAAAGCCCCGUGCACAGAGCACGAGUCCGGAGGAGGAAAAAUAACAGUACAGCUGAUCAUAUUGCAUAUAGUUCAGAUGUGAGUGAUUUGGGUGUGGAUCUGUCGGAAAGAGUGAGCUGUCAAAAGUCCAAACGCAUGAGAACGUCGUUCAAGCAUCACCAGCUGAGAAGCAUGCAGUCCUUCUUCACACACAACCACAAUCCAGAUGCCAAAGACCUCAAAGAGCUCGCCCAGAAAACUGGCCUCACCAAACGUGUGCUCCAGGUUUGGUUCCAGAAUGCCCGUGCAAAAUUCAGAAGAAACUGUCUAUAUCAGGAGAGCAUUGGGGUGGACAAUGUUUCAGACAAUUCCACCCUCACGUCUCCAUCUGUGCCUUCACCUGAGCUGUGCCACGGAUCCAUGAGCCCGUCCAGCCCCAGCGGGACCUCGCCAUCCCAACACACACCAUCAGCCGCUCGCAACACACACUCUCCUGUCUUCUCUGGCUUCCUCCUAAAAACAGCUUUUGAUUAUUAGUAUAUCAGCAUAUUGGCCAAGUCAAUUGAGCUUUAUUGUCAUUCCUACAUGUGAAAAUGUGUCUCACAGGAAUUUGAAGCUGCAUAAUUAAACAUAAUCAUAAUUAUAAACACUCUGUGCCAUUAGCCUAGUGGUUAAGACAUAUAGCAUCAUGGUGCUCACGGCGAUCCGAGUUCGAUUCCCAGCUCGAGGUCCUUUGCCGACCCUUCCCCUCUCUCUGCUCCCAACUAUUUCCUGUCAAUUUUCUGCACUAUUCUAUCCAUUAAAGGUUAAAAAACCCUAAAAAAAAAAUUAUAUAAUAUAAUUAUAAACACAACUCUGGAAGUAAGAGCAAUUUUUAAACCUGUACAUAACUAAAAUACUGGAGCUGUAAACCAACUAUAAACUGUAUAAAUAGUUAAUUAUACACAUAACCUAAGACAGUGUUUCUCAACUGGUGGGUCGCGGAGUAUGUGGUAAAAA